This is a messenger RNA of Oryctolagus cuniculus (rabbit), 6875 nucleotides long. It is a transcript of the gene FEM1B, whose product is annotated as fem-1 homolog B. Lineage: Eukaryota; Metazoa; Chordata; Mammalia; Lagomorpha; Leporidae. The record is from RefSeq and is a predicted model, not a curated record. Gene Ontology annotation, molecular function: protein binding. Gene Ontology annotation, cellular component: nucleus.
GCGUUCCGCGUCGCUGCGGGGCCACCCACGCGGGGCUCGCCGACGCCAGCCGCAGCGCCGCCCCGCACUCCUGAGCUGCGGCGGGCGAGCGUCGGCGGCCUGCCCGCGGCCGGAGAACGCGGAGAGCGGAGGCAGAGGCGGGCCCAGGCCUUCGGCCGGGUGGCCCGGGCAAGGCGGGCGAGGCGGGCGAGGCGCGCCCGUCGUCCGCCAUCCGGGGCGCACGCGGCCCUCGCGGGACCCCGCCGGCGACCCGUAGCUCGGGCGCGCGCCUGUCGCAGCCCGGAGGAAGGAGGGGUCCGGCCUGAGGCCCGGGGCGGCGGCCGCCAUGGAGAUCCCCUCGGCCCAGGGCCGGCGCCUGGGGCCUCGGGGGCGGCCCUGACCGCCCUCCUCCGCGGCCCGGCUGGGUGGCGGACGUGCCCGCUGCGGCACUCGGCCGCCUCUGCGUCUCCGCCCUCCCCGGGCCGCGCUGCUGCCUGGGCGCGGCGGCGGCGGCGGCGGCGGCGCCCUGUUGAAUGGGCUGUGAGGGCCCAGGUUUGAAGUGCUCGGCGGACGCGGCCUCCGGGGGCGCAAGGCAGCAGCCGCGGUGGCGACCAAACGGGUGUUGGAGUUGGCGGCGGCCAUGGAGGGCCUGGCUGGCUAUGUGUACAAGGCGGCCAGCGAGGGCAAGGUGCUGACUCUGGCCGCCCUGCUCCUCAACCGGUCUGAAAGCGACAUCCGCUAUCUGCUUGGCUAUGUGAGCCAGCAGGGAGGGCAGCGCUCCACGCCCCUCAUCAUCGCAGCCCGCAACGGGCACGCCAAGGUGGUGCGCUUGCUGUUGGAACAUUACCGGGUGCAGACCCAACAGACCGGCACCGUCCGCUUCGACGGGUAUGUCAUCGAUGGCGCCACUGCUCUUUGGUGUGCCGCGGGAGCUGGACACUUUGAAGUUGUUAAGCUUCUAGUCAGCCACGGAGCCAACGUGAACCAUACCACCGUCACUAAUUCGACCCCACUACGGGCAGCAUGCUUUGACGGCAGACUGGAUAUUGUGAAAUACUUAGUUGAAAAUAAUGCCAACAUCAGCAUUGCCAACAAGUAUGACAACACCUGCCUAAUGAUUGCAGCAUACAAGGGACACACUGAUGUGGUCAGAUACCUUUUAGAACAACGUGCUGAUCCCAAUGCUAAAGCACACUGUGGAGCCACAGCACUGCACUUUGCGGCUGAAGCCGGGCACAUAGAUAUCGUGAAAGAGCUGAUAAAAUGGCGCGCCGCAAUCGUUGUGAACGGCCACGGGAUGACGCCCCUGAAGGUGGCUGCUGAGAGCUGUAAGGCUGAUGUUGUUGAACUGUUACUCUCUCAUGCUGAUUGUGACCGAAGAAGUCGCAUUGAAGCUUUGGAACUCCUGGGUGCCUCCUUUGCAAAUGACCGUGAGAACUAUGAUAUCAUGAAGACAUACCACUAUUUGUACUUAGCCAUGUUGGAGAGGUUUCAAGAUGGUGAUAACAUCCUUGAAAAAGAGGUUCUGCCACCAAUCCAUGCGUACGGGAAUAGAACUGAAUGUAGAAAUCCUCAGGAACUGGAAGCCAUUCGGCAAGACCGAGAUGCUCUUCACAUGGAAGGCCUUAUAGUUCGGGAGCGGAUUUUAGGGGCUGACAACAUCGAUGUUUCCCACCCCAUCAUUUACAGGGGGGCUGUCUACGCGGACAACAUGGAAUUUGAACAGUGUAUCAAGUUGUGGCUGCACGCCCUGCACCUCAGGCAGAAGGGUAACAGGAAUACUCACAAGGAUCUUCUUCGAUUCGCUCAAGUUUUCUCACAGAUGAUCCAUCUGAAUGAAACUGUGAAGGCCCCGGACAUAGAAUGUGUUUUGAGAUGCAGUGUUUUGGAAAUAGAACAGAGUAUGAACAGAGUGAAAAAUGUUACAGAUGCUGAUGUACACAACGCCAUGGACAAUUACGAAUGUAAUCUCUAUACCUUUCUGUAUUUAGUGUGCAUCUCCACCAAAACACAGUGCAGCGAAGAAGAUCAGUGCAAAAUUAACAAGCAGAUAUACAACCUGAUCCACCUCGACCCCAGAACUCGGGAAGGUUUCACCUUGCUGCAUCUCGCGGUCAACUCCAACACGCCAGUCGACGAUUUCCACACCAAUGACGUCUGCAGCUUUCCCAACGCGCUGGUCACCAAGCUCCUGCUGGACUGUGGUGCCGAGGUGAACGCUGUGGACAACGAGGGCAACAGUGCACUGCAUAUCAUUGUUCAGUACAACAGGCCCAUCAGUGACUUCUUGACCUUGCACUCUAUCAUCAUCAGCCUGGUUGAAGCUGGCGCUCACACUGACAUGACGAACAAACAGAAUAAGACUCCGCUCGACAAAAGCACAACUGGGGUCUCAGAAAUACUACUUAAAACUCAAAUGAAGAUGAGUCUCAAGUGCCUGGCUGCCCGAGCAGUUCGGGCUAAUGACAUUAACUACCAAGACCAGAUCCCCAGAACUCUUGAAGAGUUUGUUGGAUUUCAUUAAGUGACUGGAUAUGUAAAAUCGUUUAAUGUGGUGCUAAAAAGUAAAGGACUUUAAUCACAGACAAUAGAAUUAUGUGUUCAUAAAUUCUGCUUUUCUUUCCACUACCCUUCCUCCCAACCCAGCCUCCCUUAGUUCUGUGUUUGUUCCUGCCUGUUAUGGGAAUCGAUUUCAAACACACUUUAGACAAAGCCACAUUGUUUAGGUGUAAUUAGAGUUUGAGGUAUUUGGAACGUUGAUCACCUAACAAUUUCUCCUUUUUUUUUCCUCUUUAAAGGAACGAAUAUGAAAUAUUUUGUUUAUAUAGUAGGGGACAUUUAUGAUUUCAAGUUGAUGAUGUUUAAACAGCUGCCUACAGCAGUGUUUCUGUUAAGCCCAUGUCAGCGUGUUUUCCACGCCGCAAUUUGGAGGAUUUCAUGAAGAAGAGGAACUACAAAGGAACAUGGAAAGUGGUGGGAUAUUCAGGUGUUCUGCCCAUGCCAAGCUGCUGCGGAUAGCUGUCACUCUUCAUUUCUUCUGUGGAGUGCUGCAACACACAUUAACAUCAGGAGGAUUUAAAAAACAGCUGCAGAUGAAUCUGAAUGUGCUACUUCACUAACAACACUUGGCAAAUGUCUCAAGUUAAAUCCUUUGAAAUUGUUGCAUAAUUGUGGAUACUAUAGACAAAGUGGUAGUAAUCUUAAAACCAGUUUUUCAAAGAAUACUGAUGAACUCUUUGCCUUUAGGCGCAAAUUCUUCAAAGCCUGUUUUAAUGAAAUUUAUCUAAAUUGCAGCAGUCUGCAUUUGAUUCAUUUUAUGGAUGUGUAAAAAUUAUGAAUUCUGUGUUUUCUUAUGAAACAAGUUGUCACAAUAUAGUUACACAUUCUAUUUUUGUCCCCUUCUCCCUUCCCUCUCGUGUUGUUUCUUCCACAAAAUGGAAAGCUACUUUUCCAGAGGGCAUUAUUUGUGCCUCCCUAAUAAGGUGUUUGUGACAGAUGAAAAAGAACCAGGAUAUUUUUGAAUUUUUCCUUUCUUAGUCUGUGACAAGAAGUAGAAAAAUUAUUGAUGUGGUCCAGGAAAUAGAACGUUUUUGAGGAUGAAAAUAAUUCUCAAUUCCACUUGAAAGGUAUUUUUUGUCAGAACUACAAAUUUUUCAGCCACAAAAUGUUGCUUAUUCUGACAGCUCUACAGGAGUCUUUAUGCAUUUUUGUUUGGUUUGGUUUUAAUGGCAACAUUUUAACUGUCAGAUAAAGUAUUCUGUGGUUAUCUUUUAAGCAUCACAGAAAUUCAAGUAAAGGAUACACAUCUCUUUCUAUUGAUACUAAAAACGAUAAAGUAAAAUCAGCCGUAUCUGUAAUUUUCUCUCUAGUGCCAAAUGAAUGCCUUCGCUACUCAUAGUGCAUGGUACUGUAAGUGAAGAUCUGCAGCUUUCUUUUUUCCUUAACAAAAAGCAUUAUAACGACGUGGCUACAUCAGAUACGCUUAGACAAACCCGUAAGGUUUCAAUCAACAUUUUAUGUGCAGAUGUUGCUUUGUAAAAUACAAGAGAAAGGUUGCAGUUAGAGCAGUGUCAAACAAUGACCAAGCCAAAAUCAGCACCUAGGGCCUUAAAUAAGAGAUGCCCCACGAAAAGAGAUACUUUGAAGGGUGGGAGGAGAUGGAAAGGGAGGUUUAAACACUUUUUCCCUCCGGGAAGCAUGAUACUUCUACAGCUCUAUUAACACUUUGACUGUCUUCUUGCUUCAGUUAGGAAUGCUUUGAUGGUCAAUUCUGCCCUGUUGAUAGAUACGUGAUUUCCUAACAUGAGAUUUUUUAAAGAGGCUUUUUUAGGAUGGCUUAAAGGAAGGCAUUUGAGCCCUAAUUUGAGAAUUACCCAACCUUGAUCCUGCUAGUGUGAGUCAGGGAGAUCCUGUGGCCUGAAGGAGAAAAUGCGUUUUUCCUUAAGGCGAGUGAAUCAUGCCUUUUCCAUGGCUCGGACCUUCACAGUGCAAGGCCUGCUUGUUGGACAGUCUGGGGAAUGGCUAUGAUACUUGGUAUUCAGUUGGCUCCAUUAUUGGUGUGUAUGAUUUUUAAACACUUGAAAUAUCAGAUAAUGUUGCAUGUUUUAAAAACACAUUUCAUCCCUUCGGCUUCCCAGGACCAGCACUAUUUAAGACAUUAGUUACAAAAUAAAGAUACCGACUAUGUACAUAUUCAGACAUCAAAAUUUAAUGUCCCUCAGUGUUGUGGAGGAGGGAAGACUGUGCUGGAGAAGGUAAAACCGUGCUGAUUGGAAGCUGACAAAGAUGGAGAAAGAAUCGAAGAGGGUAAUGACAUAUGAACUGUGCUAAUGGUAACUAGAUUUUUUUUUAAACUGUAGUAUAGUAGUACAUUGUGCGCUCUCUCGCUGGGGAUCUAAUUCUGUCUUGUAAAACCGAUGUGUGUUGUGAAACACCUGUAUAAAAGCAUUCUUGAAACAAGUGAUCUACAUGCCUGUUUUUUAAAAAUUUUUGGUAGAAUUAUUUAAAAGUAUGUUUCGCCAAACCCCUCCCAAACUUAGUAUUUUUUUUGUUUGUUUGCUGUUUUAAAAGGAAAAUAGAUAAGAAAGGUUAUAGUUUUACACCUCAGCUCACUACGAACUCUAGGCUGACUCCACUGUGCAGCCACUGUUGUCAUUUGACUUCUAUUAUUGGUAGAAAUCUGCUUUGAACUGUAACUCUUCCUGGAGAGCAUUACAGAUUCGUUCAGAACCUCUCUGUUCUGCUUGAUACGUGAUUUCUUCUACGUCCUAUAGAUCUGGAUGAGCUAGAGACCUGGGUGGACGCUUUAUAUUGGCCAGCCCUGACUUAAGUGGGCUUCAUACUUGCAGUAGAAUUGGUGAAAUUGAACUCUGGAGUUAAAAUAACUAAUUCAAGGAGUGUGCAACAAAUUCACCCCUUUCACUGAUGCAGAAGGGGGACAUUUUCACUAAGAACCGAUGCUGACAACCUGAGUUUAUUUGGUCUACCCUGGACUGCUCUAGUGGGGCCACAGCCCACCCACCUUUGCUGUGGGAACCUUUAAUAGACUAGCUAAAAAGUGGAUUAUCUGUAGGCCUUUUUCCUGAGAAGGGUUCGUUUUAUGUACUAAUAGUUAAUGGUGGCUAACAGUGAGCCUGUAGCGAGGUGUAACAGCAUUGUUUGAUGUGAAGUCAGAUUUGAAGGCAGCAGCUCCCUCAUGCUGACUGUUUGACGAGUGUUUUUGAAAAUCAACAUUUCCAGGGAGCAACACCCUAUUAGGGUUCCUACCACAGUUGAGGCAGCUACUUUCUGAAUAAGACCACUCUGGGUAACUCAAUGAGAAGCAUUUUUGGGGUGGGGUGGGGUGGGGUGCGCAAUUUGAGUUGCCGUACCUUGGAUUAAGUACUAUUGGCUGGUUUAGAAGCGGCUGGCAGUUGAACCAGUGAGUAGGUGAAAGAAAGUGCAGUGGGCUUGUUUUCAUGGUCGAUUUUCUGUAAAAACCUUAACUGUUCCACUUCAGACUAGCCAGGCUUCUGCUUUCCUCACUGAUUCUACUCUAACUUUGAAAGGGGUUAAAGAAAGCAAAAGUCUGCCUUUCUCUCUGAGAAGUUUUUAGUCCAGGAGAUUGUAAGCUGUGUGUCCAUUGCUUCUCUCAAGAUGCACAGCCGUGUCCUGGAUAGCUUCUCUUGAAAGGAGAAGGCGCCUCGCAGUGUCUGUCCCAUGGCAGGGUUCUCGCAGACUUGCCCAGAUCUUCUCACGGGCUGGCUCGUACAGAUCCCCUCCCCUGAAUGCAGGGUCUGACAUAAAUCCUUCAUUGAUAGUGGUGAUGUAUUAGUUUUUAAAACUGUAAAAUAAAUGUGGUCUCUAGUCCUAGGUUUGUGGUGUGUCCUUUUGUGUUACUGUGUAGGGGAGGGGCAGUGACUUGGUGGCAACGGGGCGUGUGUCUUGCUUUGUGUGCAGGGGCGAGCAUUGCUGAAGUACUAACAGCCUUUCAUUUAGGAGUGAGUCAUGGCAUGAGCGGCCUAACCAGAAAAAUGACAGGGUGAAGACACAAGCUUGCCGAGUUGGUGACGUGAACCAGGUUCUGUAUCUGUUUUUUAUCAGGUGUUGUAAAAUUGUGCAUGGCCUUUUUUCUUGUUGCUUAAUAAUUGGGAGAGGGAAAAAAAAAAAACCCUCCACUUUCCUAACCAAUCUUCGCAGAGGCACAUCGUUGGGGAGUAAAGUCUGCCUGGCCUAAACUAUUGGAGAGAUCUGUCCUUGAAUACGCACCCUCCCUGUAGUCCUCGGUGUGGGGGAGUCGCCUUGUUGUAUUCUAGUAAUCCACUGUGCAUUAGAACAAACCAAUGAUGUCAUUCGAUUGUGUACUUUUGUCAAAUCAUUUAUGUGACUUUAAUAAAAUAGUGAACUUGCUGACUGCA